AUGAGCAACAUAUAUAUUCAAGAACCACAUACGAGUGGAAAGAUCAUUCUCCAUACCACAUCGGGUGAUAUCUCUAUAGAACUUUUUUCAAAGGAAGCACCUAAAGCCUGCCGAAACUUUGUGCAGCUUUCAUUAGAGAGUUAUUUUGAUGAUACGAUUUUUCACAGAAUUGUUCACGGUUUCAUCAUACAAGGUGGUGAUCCAACUGGAAGUGGACAUGGUGGGGAAUCAAUAUAUGGGGGGCCAUUUGUUGAUGAGUUUCAUACAAGAUUACGUUUUGUACGGCGUGGGCUUGUCGCUAUGGCCAAUGCUGGAAGAAAUGAUAAUCGUAGUCAGUUCUUUAUUACUUUAGAUAGAGCCGAUGAAUUACAAAAUAAACAUACGAUUUUUGGGAGAGUGGUUGGCGAUACUAUAUUUAAUGUAUUGAAAAUAGGAGAACUUGAAAUUGAUGAAGAUGAGCGGCCACUCUAUCCACCUAAAAUAACCUCUACCGAAGUGGUUUGGAAUCCCUUUGAUGAUAUCAUUCCCCGAAUUACGGCUGCGGAAAAACUUGCCCAGAUGGAGACAGCUGCUACCACGAUUAUUCAAAAAGAACCUAAGAAAAAUAAGCUCAAAAAGAAUGUCGCGUUAUUAUCAUUUGGAGAUGAUGCAGGUGAAUUUGAAAAUGACCAGAAUUUAAAAAUAAAGAGUAGUCACGAUUUAGUGGAAAAUGAUCCAAGAUUGAGUAAAGAAGUUGCCGUCAAAGAGUUUGUAAUAAGGAAAAAUGAUUCAGAUGAAUCCGAAAAAAAGUCGAAAGAUGAACGAUUGAAAUUACAAGAAACGAAGGAAAAAAUACAUGAUAUUAGCAAGAAUAAGAAUGAUGAUGAAUCUGAUGAAUCUGAUGAAGAUGUUGCAGAAUUCGAUCGAAAAAUGAAAGAUAAUAUUAGACAACAGCAAGAGUCAAUGAGAUUAAAGAAAGAAAGCAAAACGAUCCAAUUACCUAAAAAAGAAGCUUUACGACAAGAAAUCGAACAAGUUAAGCAAGAUAUUAGAAAAUUAAAUCGACCACGUGAAUCAGAAGAGAAUGAACGUGCCAAAAAGAAAUCAAGAAAAUCUUUUAUACAACUUGAGAGACUAAGAUAUUUAUCAUCUGGUAAAGCAGUCCCCGCUAAAAGGAAGAAAGGGAAGGAAGUUGAUACGUUGGAAAAAUUAAAUGCUUUUCGAGCCAAAAUUGAGGUUGCUGUUCCAUCUGAGACUGAACCACCAGUAAAAACUGAUGAAGAUGCAGAACUUUGUAUUCUUCAUUCGGUACCUAAUUGUUUAUCUUGCCGAGAUACGUACGGGGAACCACAGCAAGAUGAAACGGAUGAAGGAUGGUUAGCACAUCGCCUUGUAUUUGAAAAGGAUCAUAAAGGCAAAGAUUUAAUGCAAAGAAGAGAUGAUCCGAAUGAUUAUAUAGUCAUCGAUCCAUUGGCUCGCAAAAAACAAGCAGUAGAAGAAGAAAGGGAAAAAAAGGCACAAAAAGGUGGAAUAAGUGAAGUGUUCAUAAAAGAUAGACGUAAAGAACGGGAAAGGCAUUCAGAUCAUCAUAGAGACAGUCAUCAUUAUUCAAAUAGAGAUCAAGAUAAAAGUCGAUAUAAGUCCAAGGAUUCUAAAGAUUCUAAGAAUUAUGAGAGUGAGAGAUAUUUAGACAAGGAGAGAGAUCGUGAUCGUAGAGAUAGGCGGCGUUAUUGA
Molecule: messenger RNA, 1713 nt
Organism: Funneliformis geosporum
Lineage: Eukaryota; Fungi; Glomeromycota; Glomeromycetes; Glomerales; Glomeraceae
Source: the annotation of a GenBank genome assembly